Molecule: messenger RNA, 1446 nt
Organism: Coniosporium apollinis CBS 100218
Lineage: Eukaryota; Fungi; Ascomycota; Dothideomycetes
Product: V-type H+-transporting ATPase 54 kDa subunit
Exons: 3
Coding region: 1-1446 (481 amino acids)
Biological process (GO): proton transmembrane transport
Cellular component (GO): fungal-type vacuole membrane; vacuolar proton-transporting V-type ATPase, V1 domain
Molecular function (GO): proton-transporting ATPase activity, rotational mechanism
Source: RefSeq, a predicted model, not a curated record
AUGUCCCUCGAUCCGCCUGCCUACAUUCUCUCCCUGCAGAACAACAUCCGCGCCCGCCCCAUCUCCUGGGAUGGAGCUGUCCGCGCAAAGACCAUUACCGAUGCGGACCUCAAGAAGAUCAAGUCGAUUGACAAGGUUCGAAGGGAGCAGAGGCGGCAGACCAUAGAGUCGGACCCUGAGAGCUUCGUCACACUGUUGUUGGGAGGAAGUGAGAGCAAGAGCAUAUUCGAGGCUGCAGCGAAGCGGCCAGACAUCAUACAGUAUAUGCUGGUCCUGUCUGGCGACCUCAUCGAUGACAUCCAGCCGCUUACAUCCGCCUUGAUCAAGCACGAGAACCCUUACAAGCCCUUCCUCCCACUACUUAAGCAGUCCAGCAACCCCGAAGACCCGAUCCCUCUUCUCACGUCCUCCGUCCUGUCAAGUCUGAUAUCCCACGCUCUAGUUGGACAGACAAAGUCAACUGCGCCGUUAGUAGAGGCCCUACCUAAGCUCUACAGCUACCUCUCGUCUCUAGCCAAGAGCUCGGAUGCCGGUCUGCAGGACAUUGCGGUACAGGAGUACUCUGCAGUUCUGCGGACAUCCAAAGCAAGACAGCUCUUCUGGAAACAACGGAAAGAGACGCUGGACCCACUCAUGGACAUACUCCGUGCGGCAGCUGGUUCCAACAACCGCGACAGUGACUCCACCCUGUAUAGCGGUGGGGCCAGCAUCCGCAGUACAACUGAAGUCGGCAUAGGCGGUAGCGUUGGGCUACAACUCCUCUACCACGUUCUCCUCGUCAUCUGGCAACUCAGCUUCGAAGGCAAACUCGUCGGCGACGGACUCAACGAUGAACACGACAUACUGUCACUCUACACCUCCCUCCUACGCUUAUCUCCAAAGGAGAAAACAACCCGCCUCCUCCUCUCCACGCUCUACAACCUCCUCUCCUCAAACCGGCAAACCCUCCUCCCUGCUGCCGUCCUCGCUCGCCUCCCCUCCCACCUCUCCAACGUCCAAUCCCGCCAUCUCACCGACCCCGAUCUCCUCGAAGACCUCCGCGCUCUCAACGAGAUGUUGAACGAGUACACCAAGACGCAAACCACCUUCGACGAGUACGCCGCCGAGCUGCAAACCGGCCACCUCAGAUGGAGUCCGCCGCACCGCAACCGGGGGUUCUGGCGGGACAACGCGCGGCGGAUCCUCGAGGAGAACAAGGGCGAGCUGCCGCGGAAGCUGGCGGAAAUCCUGGGCAAGAGCUGGGAGAACGACAAGCAGGUGCUGGCGAUUGGGUGUAACGAUGUUGCGUGCCUGGUUAAGGAGGUCCCGGAGAAGAGGCAGAUGUUGGAGAAGAUGGGGCUGAAGACAAGGGUUAUGGAGCUUAUGCAGGAGGCGGAUGAGAGUGUGAGGUGGGAGGCUUUGAGGGCCGUGGGUGAGUGGUUGAGAUAUAAUUUUGAUGCGAAAUGA